Messenger RNA from Pyricularia pennisetigena, 1560 nucleotides. RefSeq lists its product as uncharacterized. The record is from RefSeq and is a predicted model, not a curated record. NCBI's taxonomy places the organism in Eukaryota, Fungi, Ascomycota, Sordariomycetes, Magnaporthales, Pyriculariaceae. Bases 1 to 1560 code for a protein of 519 amino acids. The transcript has 3 exons.
AUGAAACUAUCGCAGGCAUUUCCGGUGCUUCUCGGCACGCUCGCAUCGUUCGCAACGAGCCUGCUGUUGGCCCCAAACUCGCCAUGCUCGAGGCACUGCGGAAAUGUGCUCUCAGCCACUACCGCCGACGACAUGGAGUGCUUUGACAAUCCCUCUGACUACUCGACCACAGCCGCUGGCAAUGUGCUUCAGAACUGCUUGACAUGCCAGGCGAGCAGCUCAUAUACCUCCGCCGGGCAGUCUGAUCUCGAGUGGCUCAUAUAUAACCUGAGAUACACACUAUCAUUCUGCCUGUUUGGCUUCCCCGACAGUGAUAAGAAACUUGGCUCAAAUCCAUGCACCACAAGCACUGCUUGCGGCCCUUUCAGAGAGGCGAUCCAAUGGCAGAACCUUACCAAGGCAGCUGGACGCUACGACUUUUGCAACUCUUGGAGGGCCCACGACUUUUCGAAAUGCCAACCGUGCCUUCAGUCCGGUCGCCACUAUGUGUUGACCAACUACAUGACCAUGCUCGAUGCGGCCUGCACGCAACAGCCCGCCGAAGGACGCACCAUAUCGGUCUCCGGUCCACCUUUCACGACCAAGGCCAUUCAGGCCACGACCCCGGCCCCAACCGGCUACACCUUUGUGCCUGAUAACGGCCCACUCAACCUUAGCGCAAAGGUCGGCAUUGCCUUCGCCGGGGUGGCCAUCAUACUCAUCGCCGCCGGCUGCGGCAUCGUCUGUAACGGCAAGCGCAGGCGCCGCCGCUACUUGCGCGACAUGGAAAAGCGCCAGGCGAUGGCCCAGUCUCAGGGCUUUGGCGGUAGUAGCCGCUGGCCUGGUACCCACGGGGCGGGCGGCGACAUGUUUGAGACCCCAGUCAGCCAGAGGCCGCUCGUUGGCGGCUGGGAGCAAUCUCCCACCUCGGCGCACACGGAUCGGACCGGCCUUUCAACUGGAUUUUCGCCGGCCAUGGAGAAGAACGACAGCGCCGGGCCCUCCACGUUCCCGACGCGAUACUAUUCACCUUAUAGCAGCCCCAUCAGCACUGCCGACGCCAACGGCAUGCAGCAUCACCAACAGCAGCAGCAGUGGCCGGCGAUGACUCAAGAAGCGCUAGCACAGAUGGAGCGCGAGCGCGAACAGGAGGUGCAGCAGCAGCAGCGGCAUUACUUUAUGCAGCAACAGCAGUACCAAAUUCAACAGCAACGACUAUACCAAUCCCAGCAACAUCUCAGCCCGCAAGACAUAGGAGUCGCGCUGGGUGGUGACGAUCCAAGCCUGCGGUCGAAAAAGUCGGAUCUGAGCUUCGUCUCCAAGGAGUCGGACCCAGCUGGGCAACAAGCGCCACCUCCGCAGCCGAACCCGCUCGCGAGCAACCCCUGGUCCUCUGCAGACGUCAAGGGCAAGCAUCCCGCCUACCAUAGCAGCACCGAGGAGUACGAGUUGAAGGAGGUGGACAGCAACGGGACCAUGCGGGGUGUCCUUGCCGCCGCUGCACAGCAGGCCCCGGUGCUCCAGCACCCCGGCUUCGGGAGGUAUCCGGCGCCCACAACGGGAAGGAAUCAAUGGGUUUAG